Messenger RNA from Sinocyclocheilus rhinocerous, 1773 nucleotides. RefSeq names its product glycine receptor subunit beta-like. The transcript is spliced from 8 exons. Bases 107 to 1309 code for a protein of 400 amino acids. Gene Ontology annotation, biological process: monoatomic ion transmembrane transport. Lineage: Eukaryota; Metazoa; Chordata; Actinopteri; Cypriniformes; Cyprinidae. Gene Ontology annotation, cellular component: membrane. Gene Ontology annotation, molecular function: extracellular ligand-gated monoatomic ion channel activity; transmembrane signaling receptor activity. The record is from RefSeq and is a predicted model, not a curated record.
UGGUUGAUGUGCAUGAUUAUAUUGCUAUCAUGUGUUUGCAGGGAUCCCAGUGGAGGAUAAGGUGAACAUCUUCAUCAACAGCUUUGGGUCGAUCCAGGAGACCACAAUGGAUUACCGUGUUAAUAUAUUCCUGCGUCAGCGCUGGAAUGACCCACGGCUGCGGUUGCCAGCUGAUUUUAAGUCCGAUGCAUUGACCGUUGAUCCAAAAAUGUUCCAGUGCCUGUGGAAGCCAGAUCUGUUUUUCGCCAAUGAAAAAAGUGCUAAUUUUCAUGACGUGACACAGGAAAACAUACUUCUGUUCAUUUUCCGCAAUGGAGAUGUCCUCAUCAGCAUGAGAUUGUCUGUCACUCUUUCUUGCCCUCUGGAUCUAACGCUGUUUCCUAUGGACACCCAGCUCUGCAAGAUGCAGUUAGAGAGCUUUGGUUAUACCACAAAGGACCUGGUGUUUAUGUGGCAGUCUGGAGACCCUGUUCAGAUGGAUGAGAUUGCUUUGCCACAGUUUGAUGUAAAGCAAGAGGACAUCGAGUAUGGAAAUUGCACAAAGUUUUACCCGGGAACAGGUUAUUAUACAUGUGUAGAAGUCAUCUUCACUCUCAGGAGGCAGGUGGGCUUUUAUAUGAUGGGUGUUUAUGCUCCCACCCUGCUCAUUGUCGUCCUAUCAUGGCUGUCCUUCUGGAUCAACCCAGACGCCAGUGCCGCUCGAGUCCCCUUAGGAAUUCUGUCUGUCCUGUCGCUGUCGUCUGAGUGUAUGUCUCUAGCGUCUGAGCUUCCUAAGGUCUCCUAUGUGAAAGCCAUUGAUAUCUGGAUGAUUGCCUGUUUGCUGUUUGGUUUUGCCUCUCUUGUGGAGUACGCUGUGGUUCAGGUGAUGCUGAACAGUCCCAAGCGCAUUGAGGAAGAGAAAGCAAAGAUGACACUGAAAGAUAAAGCAAGAGAAAAAGAGAACAAGACACCAGCUAAAACUAACAGUGCCAAUGGGACUGGUGGGACACCCAUACAUGUCAGCACACUACAGGUUGUGGAAAACCGCUGUAAGAAGGUGUGUACUUCGAAAUCUGAUCUGCGCUCAAAUGAUUUCAGUAUUGUCGGUUCUCUUCCUCGAGAUUUCGAACUCUCAAACUUCGACUGUUACGGCAAGCCCAUAGAGGUCACAGACGCCGCCGGCAAAUCACAGAACAAGAGCAACAAGAAGCCGCCGCCUCCGAAACCUGUCAUUCCGUCUGCUGCUAAACGGGUUGAUCUCUAUGCGCGAGCUCUGUUCCCUUUCACCUUCCUCUUCUUCAAUGUUAUUUACUGGUCUGUCUACCUGUGACCAUCACAAAGUGUACUUGUGUGAAUAUGUGUGUGUGUGUGUGUGCUUUUAUGUUGAUGAGGGUGAUAAUCAAGCAUGAACAAAACAUUGAAAUGUUCAUCGUUUUUAAUCUUUGAUGUCUGUUAUAUUGGUAUGUCAGUUAUAUAGUCCUGCUGAUUUGUAUUUUUCCUCGUAAUUCGCUUUUUGAAAUGUGUAGCUUUAAUACGAGCAAACUUUGCAGCAUGACUUUACAGUGUGUUCAGCCAUGUUUGGUCCAAAGUGCUAGAUGUCCAUGAUGUCCCAUGCAAAAACAUCCAUAAUUGUCAAUUGUUUAUAAACUCAGGCAAAAUUUUGCUUAUGGAAAGAAAGACUGUAUCAGAUCUGGACCCAGACAGCAUGCAGUAUUUAUAAUAGGUUAUUGCAUAUGAGUCUGUAAUAAGAAGGGAUUUAACUGCUGUUAUCGAGCCAUACAAUAAAGAUCAUUC